This is a messenger RNA of Zingiber officinale, 1742 nucleotides long. RefSeq names its product glycerol-3-phosphate acyltransferase 5-like. Gene Ontology annotation, biological process: cutin biosynthetic process. The transcript has 2 exons. Gene Ontology annotation, cellular component: membrane. The coding region runs from base 28 to 1548 and encodes 506 amino acids. Gene Ontology annotation, molecular function: phosphatase activity; glycerol-3-phosphate 2-O-acyltransferase activity. NCBI's taxonomy places the organism in Eukaryota, Viridiplantae, Streptophyta, Magnoliopsida, Zingiberales, Zingiberaceae. The record is from RefSeq and is a predicted model, not a curated record.
AUAUCCACCUGCUAAGAAACGUCUUCCAUGAAGAGCAGCUCUGCGAGCGCCAUGGGCGACCGGACGAUCGCGGCCGAGUUCGAGGGCACGCUUCUCAAAGAAGACGACCCCUUCCCUUACUUCAUGCUCCUUGCCUUUGAGUCCAACUCGUUGGGUUUGUUCCGGUUCGCUCUGCUCUUGUUGCUGUGUCCGGUUCUUAAAUUGUUGGGCCGGAUGGGCCACGAUGAGUUGGUCUUGCGGGUGAUGGUGUUUGUGGCCGUGGCGGGGGUGGAGGCGGCGGAGGUAGAGGCGGCGGCACGGGCAGUGUUGCCCAAGUUCUUCAUGGAGGAUGUGGAUAUUGCAGCAUGGCAGGUAUGUCGGUCGUUCGCGAGAGGGAGGAGGGUGGUGGUGACGCGGUGGCCGCGGGUGAUGGUGGAGCGGUUUGCCAAGGAGCAUUUGUGCGCAGACAUAGUGGUCGGGAGAGAGAUUGGAGUGAACCGGUUCGGAUUCGCCACCGGUUUGAUCAAGGAGGAGGAGCACGUGGUGAAAUUGGCAAGAGUGUUCGGUGGGGAACCGAUCGAUGUAGGGUUGGGUCGACCGGAGUCGGACCGUGGUUUUUUGUCUCUAUGCAAGGAAAAAUACCACUCUUCGAUUCCAUUGCUGCCGACCGAGCCGAGUCAGACCGGACUAGUCGAGCCGAACCGGCCUCGGCCGGUGAUAUUCCACGACGGCCGGCUCGUCCUCCGGCCCACGCCUCUGACGUCCCUGCUCAUCCUCCUCUGGUUCCCGCUCGGCCUCGCCCUCGCCGUCCUCCGCAUCGCCGUCGGCCUCCUCGUCCCCUUCCGGUGGAUGCCCUUCGCCGCCCCGCUCUUGGGCGGCAAGCUCAUCGUCCGCGGCCGCCCCCCGCCCGCCACCAGCAGCGGCGUCCUCUUCGUGUGCACCCACCGCACCCUCAUGGACCCGGUGGUCCUCGCGGCCGUGCUCGGCCGGAGCAUCCCCGCCGUCACCUACUCCAUCUCCCGCCUCACCGAACUCCUCUCCCCCAUCCCCACCGUCCGGCUUAGCCGCGACCGGACCGUCGACGGCGCCCGCAUCCGGGCCGAGCUGGCGCGCGGCGACCUCGCGGUGUGCCCCGAGGGGACCACCUGCCGGGAGCCGUUCCUUCUCCGGUUCAGCGCUCUGUUCGCGGAGCUCACCGACCGGAUCGAGCCGGUGGCGUUGAACCACCGGGUGGGGGUGUUCCACGCGACGACGGCGAGGGGCUGGAAGGGGAUGGACCCGGUCUACUUCUUCAUGAACCCGAGGCCGGUGUACGAGGUCACCUUCCUGGGCCAGCUUCCGGCGGAGGCCACGUGCGGCGCCGGCGGGAGGAGCGCUUACGACGUCGCCAACCACGUGCAGAGGAUGCUGGCGGCGGCGUUAGGGUUCGAGUGCACCAACUUCACGAGGAGGGACAAGUACAGGGUGCUCGCCGGCAACGAUGGCGUCGACGGGAACUCCAAAUCGCCGGCGACGACGUGGCCGUGGUCGGUCAGAGUAAAAGAGGUGCUGCGAUUCCUGCUACAUUAGGCGACGGCUUGGUUUCAGUGUUUUAUGUGAUUGAAAAGAAGUUAUCUGGUAAUAAAUAUUGUAUACGAAUUAUAUUCCAUUUUUCAAAAUAUUGUUUUUUAAUUUAAAAAAUUACUUUUUUGUUAUAUAAAAAUUCUAUAAGAUAUGUUUUGACAGUAACUAUAGUAGAAAGGAGAGGAGAAAAGGUGAUAACU